AUGGACUCGAAAGCACAGCCCUCCAAGAAGCCUUCGCUGCUCAGCCAGGCCAUGAAGCAGCAGGCGCAGCCCUCGAAGGGCUCCGUGGCGGAGACGAACGUGGACGACUUCGUCAUUCCCGAGCCCCACAACGCGGACCGCGCGUACGAGAUGGCUCGGUCGUACCUGGUGUCGCCCCAGGUCCUAACUGGCUCCGUGAUGCCAAGCAGCGUCGACGUCGCCUCCAGCAUCGCAAUGUCGCCCAAGGCCGUCGACCUGCGCAACAUGAUCAAGCCCGGCGGCACCACGAGCAACCGCGUCCGCGAGAACUCCGAACGCGGCCAGGAGAUCCGCCUGAAGCUGCUCAGGGAUUCGGUGAUCGUCUUCAUCACGGCGGGCUACAGCGGGAAGCGCUUCGUGUUCGAGCAGGCCAAGCGGCUGGGCGUGCGCACGGUGAUCGUGGAGAGCCCGGACUCGUGGAGCCGCAAGCUCGUCGACGAGGGCAUCAUCGAGAAGUUCGUCGCGAUCGACAUGGACGAGUCGGACACGCUCAUGCAGCGCAUCCUGGACCGGCUGAACGACGUGGCCAAGGAGCUCGGGCACAUCGACGGCAUCACGACCUUCUGCGAGAUGGCCGUCCCGCUCGUCUCGCGGCUCUCGGAGAUCUUCAACCUCCCGUGCAACCCGAAGGACGCCGUCGACGUGGCGCGCGACAAGCACAAGUUCCGCCGCGCGAUGGCCGACGCGGGCCUCCCGUCCCCGGCCUCGCACUCCAUCCACGGGCCCGAGGACCUCUCCGCCGCCGCGGACGUCGUCGGCUUCCCCGCGGUCAUCAAGCCCGUCGCCGGCGCGGCGUCGCUGGGCGUGGUCCGCGUGGACUCGCCCGAGGAGCUCCGCACGGCGUACGAGAAGGUCAUCAAGGAGAUGUGCUCGUACAAGGUGUCGUCGGGCGCGCUCGAGAAGGUCGAGGAGGAGAACCUCCCCGAGGCGGACCCCGCUGCGGGGCCGGCCAAGGCCAACAACGCCGCGUCGUGGAUCGACCUGACGAUGAUGAUGGAGGAGUACCUCGACGGCGAGGAGGUCGACGUCGACGUCGUCAUGGCCGAGGGCAAGGCCGUCUACGGCGCCAUCACGGACAACUGGCCCACCAUCGAGCCCUACUUCAACGAGACGGGCUCCAACUGCCCGUCGAUCCUGCCCUCGUACCAGCAGCGCGAGCUCCUCGAGCUCGCCGUGCAGGGCUGCAAGUCGCUCGGGCUGAAGCUCGGCGUCUUCCACGUGGAGGCCAAGUACACCUCGCGCGGCCCGCGGCUCAUCGAGAUCAACUGCCGCAUGGGCGGCGGGCCGGUGCACCUGACGAACCGGCUCGUGUGGGGCGUGGACCUCGUCGACGAGCACCUCAUGGCGUCCGUGGGCAUCCCCGUGCGGCCGCAGAUCGCCGAGAAGCCGCUGCGGUGCAUUGCGGAGUACAGCAUCAACGCGCCGCGGUCGGGGUACAUGGCGCACACGCGGUACAUGAACAAGUGGGUGGGGCACCCAAGCGUGCUGUACGCGCGGCCGCUGGUGAGCCAGGGCGACAAGGUGGUGUGCAAGGAGGAGGGCAUGCCCACGUGGGUGUGCGAGAUCAUGGUGUCGAUGCCGACGGUGCAGGAGGGGAUCGAGUUCGUCAAGGAGGUGGAGCGGGAGCUCGAGCUGCCCAUCGUGAGCAAGAAGCCCGUGAUCGAGAAGAAGUAG
Molecule: messenger RNA, 1713 nt
Organism: Pedinophyceae sp. YPF-701
Lineage: Eukaryota; Viridiplantae; Chlorophyta; Pedinophyceae
Source: the annotation of a GenBank genome assembly